This is a messenger RNA of Chelonia mydas (Green sea turtle), 2067 nucleotides long. RefSeq names its product alpha-fetoprotein. Lineage: Eukaryota; Metazoa; Chordata; Testudines; Cheloniidae. The transcript has 15 exons. Gene Ontology annotation, biological process: transport. The record is from RefSeq and is a predicted model, not a curated record. Gene Ontology annotation, cellular component: cytoplasm; blood microparticle. The coding region runs from base 37 to 1875 and encodes 612 amino acids.
UUCACCUACAUUCCAGCCCCCCUCAAAUCUGACACCAUGAAGUGGGGAACAUUCAUUUCUUUUAUUUUCUUGUUAAGCUUUACCGAAUCAAAAACCCUGCCCAGAAGAUAUCGGGAUGUAGACGAAAAAGACACCAUUGGCCAUUGUUUUACAGAGCUACACGAGGAGAAUUUUAAAGGCGUUGCCAUGGUCAUGUUUGCUCAGAAUGUGCAGGAAAGCACUUAUGAAGAAGCAGCUAAAAUGGUAAAAGAUGUUACAGACCUCGCACAAAAAUGUGUCGCCAGUAAGGAAGACGCAGCAUGUCUGAAACCGCUGACUGCCAUUUUCCUGGAUGAAAUCUGCCAUGAGCAAGGCCUUCCUGAGAAAUAUGGGUUAGCUGCCUGUUGUGCUAAAGCUGACCCUGAAAGAAAUGAAUGUUUUCUAUCCCAUAAAAAUUCUACACCAGGAUUCAUUCCUCAUUUUAAAAAACCAGACCCUGAAGAGGGAUGCAAACAGUACCAAGAGAAUCGAGCAGCACUUCUGGGCUUAUACACCUAUGAACUUGCCAGAAGGCAUCCUUUCCUCUAUUCCCCAACAAUUCUUAGCGCUGCUGGUCAUUAUGAGGAGAUGAUGAAAGCCUGCUGCCAAGCUGAUGACAAGGCUGCAUGCUUCAAUGAAAAGGCACCAUCUGUGAUGAAGCCAGUGAAAGAGAGUGGCUUGACAGAGCAACAAACAUGUGAGAUCCUGAAGAAGUUUGGAGAAAGAACCUUAAAGGCUCUGAAACUUGUUCAAAUCAGCCAAAAAUUUCCAAAGGCUGAUUUUGCUACUGUUAACAAACUUGUAACGGAUGUUGUUCACAUACACACGGAGUGUUGUCACAGUGACAUGAUGGACUGUAUACACGAGAGGGUAAAGCUGACAGAGUAUGCCUGUUCCCACAAAGAUACCAUAUCAACGAAACUCAACGACUGCUGUGGAAAGUCAGAGGUGGAACGAAGCGAAUGCAUAGUUCACUUGGAAAAUGAUGACAGACCUGAAGGCUUGUCUCCCACAGUCAGGGAGUUCAUAGAAGACAAAGAUGUGUGUGAGCACUUUGCCAAGGAAAAAGAUGCCUUCCUGGCCAAAUUUGUCUAUGAAUACUCAAGACGCCAUCCUGAGUUCUCCCAUCUCAUGCUUUUAAGAGUUGGUAAAGGCUACGAGGAAUUACUGGAAAAUUGCUGCACAACCAGUAACCCUGCCGAGUGCUACGGCAAAGGGGAAGAAAUUCUCAAAAAACAAGUCCAGGAAAGCCAGGAAGUGCUAGCAACAAACUGCAACCUCUACAAGACAGUGGGAGAAUACUUCUUCCAAAACGCGCUCCUUGUCCGUUACACCAAGAAGAUGCCUCAGCUGUCAUCCAAAGAGCUGCUCCACUUCACCAAGGAAAUGGCAGCAGUUGGUGCCAUGUGCUGCCAUCUAAGUGAGGACAAAAUAUUUCCUUGUGCUGAGGGAUACGCUGACCUCAUUCUUGGCCAAAUAUGUAGACGACACUAUGCCAGAUCUAUAAACCCUCAUGUCUGCAAGUGCUGUAGUAACUCCUAUGCUCUCAGAAGGGUGUGCAUUAGCAACUUGGGAAUCGAUGAGAAGUAUGUGCCCAUACCAUUGACUCCUGAUCUGUUCACCUUCCAUGAAGACUUGUGUGCAACUCAAGAGACAGAGCUACAGAAAAAGAAGCAGGAGCUGCUUAUCAGGGUCAUCAAAUAUAAGCCCACCAUUACAGAAGAACAACUGAAGACCAUCAUUACAUAUUUUCUGGACAUGAGAGAAAAGUGCUGCAAAGCAGAAAAUCACGAGGCGUGCUUUACAGAAGAGGGUCCAAAACUGAUAGCAAAAAGUCAGGCUUUGGUGGCACAAUAAAACACCACAGCUCACCUGUGAAGAAGAUGGAGAUAAAGUUAAUCUCUGCCCUGUUUACUGUAUUUGCUUGCUUUCUUAUUAGUUGUCACUGUCAUAGUCCUCUGAUUCAAAGAAACAAAGGCAAUUCUGCUCUUACUUUCAUCUCUCAUUGCUGCCUUUCAUUCAGUGAUGAAUAAAGCUUUGAAUAAACUC